Molecule: messenger RNA, 1355 nt
Organism: Cucumis melo (muskmelon)
Lineage: Eukaryota; Viridiplantae; Streptophyta; Magnoliopsida; Cucurbitales; Cucurbitaceae
Product: UDP-N-acetylglucosamine transporter UGNT1-like
Exons: 10
Coding region: 192-1238 (348 amino acids)
Cellular component (GO): Golgi apparatus
Molecular function (GO): antiporter activity; GDP-fucose transmembrane transporter activity
Source: RefSeq, a predicted model, not a curated record
GCGGGUGGGAAAAAGAAAGAAAACAGAGUGAAGACCAAUGAAGAAAGAUGAGAGCAAAAUUGGAAGGAAAAUAAAUGAAAUGCAUGCAUUCGUCUAUUCUUUCUGACUCCACACUCCAAGUUCCACUCUCUCUUUCCCUCUCUCGUCUCUAAAGUCGCCAUUUCAGAGUUAUUUGAGAGCUUGAAGAAGCCAUGGCGUCUGAGAGAAAUGAAACCACGACGACGACGACGACGCUGUUGCCAGUGCUUCAUAAGGAAGGGGAAGACGACGAUCAUGGCCGCAAAGCUGGAUCCGCCAUGACAAGAAGAGGAGCUUAUGCCGCCGUUUCUUAUAUGGCUUCUGCUGUUCUGUUGCUAAUGUUCAACAAAGCAGCUCUUUCUUCUUACAAAUUUCCAUGUGCCAAUGUCAUCACUCUUUUCCAGAUUAUAUGUUCAUCCACACUUCUCUAUGCAUUGAGGCAUUGGAAGAUCAUCUCUUUCACAAUGGGUGAAUCUCAAAGCAUCAGUUCUUCUGGAAAGUCGAUAAUUCUUGUACCUUAUAAGACUUUGGUUCAAACACUUCCCCUGGCCAUAUCAUAUUUGCUUUACAUGCUUGUGACUAUGGAAUCGGUUCGUGGGAUCAAUGUUCCAAUGUAUACAACACUGAGGAGAACUACUGUAGUAUUUACAAUGAUUGCUGAGUAUUUGUUGACAGGCCAGACUCAUUCACUUUUUGUUGUUGGCAGUGUGGGGAUGAUUAUACUUGGUGCAGUUGUAGCUGGAGCUAGAGAUUUAUCAUUUGACACCUACUCCUAUAGUGUGGUCUUCAUUGCAAACAUAUGUACCGCUAUAUAUCUUGCUUCUAUUGCCCGUAUCGGGAAAUCUAGCGGCCUGAAUACCUUUGGCCUCAUGUGGUGCAAUGGGUUAAUAUGUGGACCUCUUUUGCUAUUUUGGAUAAUUCUACGGGGAGACGUCGAGACGACAUUAAAUUUUCGUUACCUAUUUUCCUUUGGCUUUCAGUGUGUGAUGCUUCUCUCCUGUAUAAUGGCUUUCUUGAUCAACUACUUUGUAUUUCUAAACACAACUCUCAAUUCAGCAUUGACUCAAACAGUAUGUGGUAAUUUGAAGGAUGUUUUCAGCAUUGCAAUAGGCUGGUUUCUAUUUGGAGGACUUCCCUAUGAUUUUCUUAAUGUCGUUGGGCAGUCAAUUGGGUUUCUUGGAUCUUGCUUCUAUGCCUAUUGCAAGCUCCAUGGGAAAUAAGAUAUAUCAAGAUAUAUGUAUGGAGCUUCCCCUUCUAUGGCUUGGGUGUAACCUCUCUUAAUAUAUAUACAAAGAGAAACUAAGUUCAAUUAUAUUAUCAUUAUUGUGUGCUGAUCA